Molecule: messenger RNA, 531 nt
Organism: Mucor mucedo
Lineage: Eukaryota; Fungi; Mucoromycota; Mucoromycetes; Mucorales; Mucoraceae
Exons: 1
Source: RefSeq, a predicted model, not a curated record
GAAGGAGAAGACUUUGAAUAUUUUAUCGAAUCACUGUAUGAAUACUUCGGUAUCAGAACCAUUACAGUAGAAAAGCAAGCCAUAUUCCACUUAAAAUCACUCUUACUUUGCCAAGCAAAGAUUAUCUUUAACCACUUCUUCACGAUGGACCUAGAAACAGGAAGCUACGCUGAAAACGUCGUGGACAUGAUCAAAAUAUUACAAGAGGAAUUCGUAAACUCUCGUAAUCUCACCGUCAAACACUAUGUAACAUUCAACCGUUUGACACAAUGGCCAAGAGAAUCCCAGAAGGAAUUUGUUGAAAGACUCGUAGAAGCAGCCAGAAUAGCUGGUAUUACGGACUGUAAGAUGGUAAAACCAGGAUUUAUCAUGGGGAUGCACCAUGAGGUAUAUGAACUCGGUGUGUCAUUAGGAGCUCGAGACCAUGCAGAAUAUUUAAAAUAUGCGGAAGGUUAUUCCAACGCUUUCGACGCUUCAUAUCCCCCCCGUUAUAAUUACCCACCCAACAAUGAACAACCAACAAUUUUUUGA